AUGAGUCAAGAGUUACAGCGGCAGCAUAAUAAGAUGCCAAAUGCGUAUUCGAUUAUUGCUCGUUUACAAGAGUUGUAUGGUGAGCGAAGUCGAAGUGCUAGAUAUGAGAUAUCUAAAUCAAUCUUUCGAGCAAAGAUGUCUGCUGGAGGAUCAGUUGGAGACCAUGUUCUCAAAAUGAUCUCCUGGAUGGAUAAACUGAAUGAAUUAGAUGCUCCAAUGCAUCAAUAUCUUCAAAUAGAUGCAAUUCUUCAGUCUUUGCCAGAUUCGUAUGGGGGUUUUAUUUCAAACUUCUAUAUGAACAAGAUUGAGUGUACCCCGGCGGAACUUAUGAAUAUGCUAAUAACGGCCCAGAGUACCAUGAAAACAGGCACUGUGAUGGCUGUGUCCUCUACUAGUAAGACUAGAAAGGGGAAAGGAGAUAAUGAUCACUCAGAUGAUCCUACCACUUACCAAGAGGCGAUAUCAGAUAUCGACUCGAAAAGAUGGCUAGAAGCCAUGAAAUCUGAAAUGGAUUCCAUGUAUGAGAACCAAGUCUAG
Messenger RNA from Diospyros lotus (date-plum), 537 nucleotides. RefSeq lists its product as uncharacterized. The record is from RefSeq and is a predicted model, not a curated record. Lineage: Eukaryota; Viridiplantae; Streptophyta; Magnoliopsida; Ericales; Ebenaceae. The coding region runs from base 1 to 537 and encodes 178 amino acids. The transcript is spliced from 2 exons.